Messenger RNA from Polyodon spathula (Mississippi paddlefish), 2139 nucleotides. RefSeq names its product Golgi-associated kinase 1B-like. The record is from RefSeq and is a predicted model, not a curated record. Bases 200 to 1804 code for a protein of 534 amino acids. Gene Ontology annotation, cellular component: Golgi apparatus. The transcript is spliced from 4 exons. NCBI's taxonomy places the organism in Eukaryota, Metazoa, Chordata, Actinopteri, Acipenseriformes, Polyodontidae.
UGUCUGUUCAUUCUGAGAAACAAAUCACUUUUCAGCCUGACUGAUAAGACUAGAGCUAGCCUGCUGCUGGAAGGUUAUCCCUUGUUAGUUACAGACUACAAAUCGCCCACGCAACACAUUGGAAACGAGAUUCAGAGGUUAUGCAUCACUGUAAACAGAAUCUGAAGACAUUACGCUUAGUUCACCAUGUUUGAUCACAAUGGAGAAGCCUUUAUUUCUUCAUUGCAAAAUAAUAGACGUGCUUGUAUUGCACCCGUGUGUCUGGAUUCUAAGGAUAUGGAACACAAGACGCCUGAGGUCAAAAAGGAAUUUGUUGAUCGCCAGUGCUUGUUUCAUAUAUGCGUUUUUUCUUGUUGCUCAAGUGGGGCUAGGUGUUCCACGAGACAUGGUAUCUGAAAGACAGAAAUACAAAAGAAGCGAAGAGGUCCAUGUGUCAAAGCUCGAAUCCCCUUUGGACAGCACACAGAGUCGCGCUAUGCGCGCUGGGGAUACCUCUCCGGAUAUAUAUUUUUCAUUACAGCCCAAUGUUGUGUAUAUCACACUAAAAUCCAAACGCAGCAAGCCUGCAAACAUCAGGGGGACUGUGAGACCAAAACUUCGGAGGAAGCACUCGAUUAAAAAAGCAGAAGUUGACCAAAACGGGUUACAGUUUUUGGGGGGCGCUGAUCACCUCAAUGAGGACAACAGGUUGGUAUCAAAUAAUAACAAGGGCUACGGAGAUGAAAUUGCAAGGAAAACAACACAGUCAGAUGCACAAGUUAAUUCAGAUAUUAAACGUGCAAUUCCACGCCAGAAGAUGGGGAUGGUUGGGCUAGAAAGUAAUAUAAGGAUAUACAGUGAGAGUGCACCGCCUUGGUUGAGCAAAGAAGAUAUUGAAGCACUGCGCAUUCUGGCUGAUUGUAAUGUCACCGCGAUUCAGGACGAUCCUUCUAAACAUCGGGGCUUGAUCCUGUUUGAAAGUGCAGGUGACCUUUCACUGAGGCCCUUGGGUGAAAGCAUCAACGGGGUGGAAGAAACAUCUUUUUGUCGAGGACGAUGUGGCCUUGUUAAGAGACCCAUGGAUAUGAGUGAAGUAUUUGCCUUCCAUCUGGAUAGGAUCCUGGGACUGAAUAGAAGUUUUCCAGCUGUAUGCAGGAGAUUUACCCUUUUUCAAGAUGGCCACCCCUGUCCUGUAAUCUUGUGGGAUUCAUCCCUCUCUCCAGCAGACAAUGAGGCACAGUCUACAGUGAGACUUAACUGGGGAUCUUACCAGCACUCACUUAAGCAAAAAUGUUGGCACCGUGGUAUAGUGCCCAAAGCAGAGUGGGGAUGUUCAAAUGUACACCACUUUGAAUGGAGCAAGUUGGCCCUCUUUGAUUUUAUGCUGCAGGUCUAUAAUCGCCUUGACAGGAAUUGCUGUGGAUUCAGACCUCGAAAGGAGGAUACCUGUGUAGAGAGAGGCUUGCAUCUGAAAUGUGAUGACCAAGACAGCGUUGAGCUGGUGCAUAUUAUUCAGAGAAAACUGGAUCCGAGGCAUUUGGUUUUCAUUGACAACAGGGGAUAUUUUGACAGAGGUGAAGACAAUCUGGAUUUUAAAUUGCUAAAAGGCAUUAAGGAGCUUCCUGAAUCUGCAGUGUCUGUGCUGAAGAGUCAACGUCUGCGAGAGCGGCUCCUCCAGUCUUUGUUUCUUGAUAAAGUUUACUGGGAAAGUCAGGGAGGCCGCCAAGGAAUCGAGAAGCUGAUUGAUGUGAUCGAAAGGAGGGCAAAGAUUCUCCUUACUUACAUUAAUGCGCAUGGGAUCAAAGUGAUACCCAUGAAUGAGUAAAAGCUGCAGUGAUUUGCUGAGCCUCGUGACCAGAAAGCCACACUGGUUAUCUUGCACCUGUCUAACUUACAAGAAACUGUAAUAGUGCUGCAGUAUGAGAAUGGGAGGUAGAUGAUCAGGUUAGAUCUUGAAUUUUGGUAGGAUUGUCUGUGUUUUACGUGUGGCUUACUUCCAGUCCAGAAUUGAAAGAAGUAUCAUUUCAAAACAAUAAAAGCGCUAUGUAAAAAAAAAAUAAUAAUAAUUAGAGAGCUAAUAGAAAUCUGUCCUAUUCCAGUUUGUAUUUGUGUGGGAAUUCCACCCCCCCAAAAAAAAUAAAAUAAAAUUGUUUGGCUGUA